Astyanax mexicanus (Mexican tetra) is the source of this 2968-nucleotide messenger RNA. RefSeq names its product EF-hand domain family, member D1 (gene efhd1). The record is from RefSeq and is a predicted model, not a curated record. NCBI's taxonomy places the organism in Eukaryota, Metazoa, Chordata, Actinopteri, Characiformes, Acestrorhamphidae. The transcript has 4 exons. The coding region runs from base 78 to 653 and encodes 191 amino acids. Gene Ontology annotation, molecular function: calcium ion binding.
CCCCCCCCCGCAUCCCUGCCUCAGCCUCCAUUCGCAGCAGCUGCAGUCUGGUCUGGUCCGCACCGCACGCGCGCUCGAUGGCUACCGACGAGCUCGCGGAGAAGCUGCACCGCAGGCUGGACCUGCAGCAGGGCGCGGGACAGCCGCCCAGACAGCCGCGUGUCUUCAACCCGUACACCGAGUUCAAAGAGUUCAGCCGCAAGCAGAUCAAAGACAUGGAGCAGAUGUUUAAAAGGUUUGACUCUGGGAAGGACGGCUUCAUUGACCUGAUGGAGCUGAAGAUGAUGAUGGAGAAACUGGGAGCUCCUCAGACUCACCUGGGCCUGAAGAGCAUGAUCCGAGAGGUGGACGAGGACUACGACGGCAAGCUCAGCUUCAGAGAGUUCCUGCUGAUCUUCCACAGGGCAGCGGCGGGUGAGCUGCAGGAGGAGAGUGGGCUGAUGGCUCUCGCUCGCCUCUCAGAGAUCGACGUCUCAACUGAGGGCGUGCGGGGAGCUCGCGAAUUCUUCGAAGCCAAGGCUCAGGCUCUGUCUGUGCGCAGCAAGUUUGAGGAGGAGCUUCGUGAGGAGCAGGAGGAGAAGAAGAGGAUGGAGGAGGACAGAGAACAACGACGCGCCGCCUUCAAAGAGCUGCAGUCCACAUUCUGCUCUUGAAUGCACAAACACACACCCACCCACACACACACACACACACACACACACACACAUACACACACACACACAUGCACACGCAGGCAGUAAUUAAAGAAACAUCAAUGCAUGCAGUGCAGCUAAAACAAUGCUUACCAGCUUUUUAAACUGUGGUCAUCACACUUACACACACACACACACUUACACACACACACACACACACACACACACACACACACACACACACACACAGCAUGAAUUACAACUGUAAUUGUAUGAAAGUCUGGGUACAGUUUAUUUUAAGGAACAUUUUUAAGAAAUUUCGCAUGCCACAACCCCAUAUCAACCACAAUGCAGUAUCUUAGCAACUGCAUGAGAUACCGUAUCAACCACAGGGCCAUACCCUGAAACAGCCAGAUGAGAAAUAAUCGUAUAUAGCUAUUAGAAGAUGCUUAUAAAAGAGUGCAGCAGCUAGACGUACCACCUUAAAAGCUUCACAGCACCACAGUAAAUAUAAUAUAUUAACCAAACUCUGUGAACACAUACUGACUCUUUUAUAGUGUCCAGUACUUUUAAAGUUUUAACUAUUUUAAAUACACCAAUGGACUCGAAAUGUUCAACGUUUUUGAUCCACCUUAAAUGCUGCAUCUGCGCAAUUAAAUAGUUUAUAUUGGGGUAAAACUCCAGCAUGAAUUGAAACUCUAGAGCUGCUAAAAUCCUAACCCCUAAAAAUACGUUCCUUAAAAUAGAGCUACCGAAUGUUUAUUAUAUGUACAGUGCCAGUCAAAAGUUUGGACACACCUUAUAUUCAGUGGUUUAUCAUUAUAUUAAAGUGUUCUGCAUUGCAGGUUAAUACUAAAGUAAUUCAAACUAUGAAGAGAUACAUUUGGAAUUAUGAAUACCAGAAUAUGUUUUAUAUUUUCACACCCUUGCUUAGAUUAGACAGCUUUACACAUCUUGGCUGGAUUUUCUCAGUCAGCUUUAUGAGGUAGAGUCACCUGGAAUUCAGGUUUUUAGUUAACAGCUGUGCUGAACUCGUCAAGAGUUAAUUACAUGAAUUUCUUGCUCCUCUUAAUGUGUUUGAGAGCAUCAGUUGUAAAGUUGUGAAGAGGUAGAGUUACAGGUAUACAGUGAAAAGCCUUAUUUUAGUAAUGUUUUAAUUCAUAUAAUGACCAGAUCUACUCAACUUAGUAAAAAAAAGGAAUUUAAAAAGUAUCCCCAAGUGCAGUCAAAAAGACUAUUAAAAACGUUAUGAUGAAACUGGCUCUCAUCAGGACCACCCCAGGAAAGAAAGGGCAAGAGUUACCUCUGUUGUACAGGAUAAGUUCAUCAGAGUUACCAGCCUCAGAAACUACAAGUUAACAGCUCCCCAGAUAAGAGCACCUAAAUGCUUCACAGAGUAUUUUGGUUUGUUUAACACUUUUAAGUUACUACAUGAUUCCUCAUGUGUUCCUUUAUAGUCUGGAUCACUUCAGUAUUCAGUUACAAUACAGAAAAAGGUGUGUCCAAACGUUUUAUUGGUACUGUAGAUAUAUACAUAUAGAGAAAGACACACACAGAUAUGCAAAUAUACAUAUACACACACAUAUACUAUAUACAAAAAAUAUGCAUAUGCAUUGCAAGACAUGCACACACACACACGCGCACACAUGCACACACACUACAUGUUAAACCCUGUACCUCGUAAUGAUGUAAGCAGAAGCACAGCUGUACUAGUUGCGCACUGUAAGGUGUCACUGUAACUGUAGCUAAAUCAGCCCACACACACCUAGCUUUACCUGUGUGAGCCUACCUUACUCCUUUAAGUCAUUCUAUUUUUGAAUAAUUAUUAAGACGUUUGAUGUAAAGUACUUUAGUAAAUAAUACUAUGGUAAAUAAUCAGAGGUAUAACUUUUAAAGUGUCUGUAAAGUUGGAUUUAUGGAGCAAAUACUGAUCAUGAUGUCCAAGCGUACUGUGAUGUGUAGUUUAGAAAUGAAGGGAAAAAUAUAUGAACAAACUUUUUUUUUUUGUUUCGUUUUUAUUGUCGCUGUCGUCAUUUUUGUAUUGUAGUUUGUUUUAAACCAUGCUUGUCUUUUUUUAUAAUGAGUUUUGGGUCUUCAUGUUUAACGUUAGACUACCAGUGUUUGUUUUUUUGUAAAACAUUCCCAUUAUUAAAUCAGUGUAUUUGUAGAACAUGUGUUUUCAUUGAUUUAUUAAAUGCUAUGGUUGUGGUUGUGGUGGUUGUUGUUAUUACUGAUGGUGAUGCCAGAAGCUUGAAGACGCUUCUAAUUAGUGAAUUCGGAUAAGGUAAGGUGCAUUAAUUGCAUUUAGGUAGGAUGCAAUUGAUAUGGCUCUGUAA